This is a messenger RNA of Coregonus sp. 'balchen', 15211 nucleotides long. NCBI's taxonomy places the organism in Eukaryota, Metazoa, Chordata, Actinopteri, Salmoniformes, Salmonidae. The record is from the annotation of a GenBank genome assembly.
GGGAGUUCGGUGAUGUCCACGGUCCUGCGCUCUGCGUCCUGGCCAACCUGUAUGAUUCAAGGAUUUUGCAACGGCUUUAUGGAUGACCGAAUAGUUCCACUGUUAUAUUCUUACUUAAAAAUAUAAUUUUCGAUUCGAUAUGUCGCAUGUUGGAGUGGAUAAGAAGGUACAGUAAUUUUGUUUUUAUUUCGUAAUAGGCUAGGUAUUUUUUUAUGGGCCGUGUCAUGUAGUUUGCCCUCGCAUACAACUUAUUUUAGCAAAAUGCAUUUUUUUCCCAUGUGAAAAUAAUGAGUCACCAAAAUGCAUUACAGAAAUGUAAUAUAAUUAAUUUAUCCUUGAAUGUCUCAAGGCAAGUGCAAACAGUUUUUUGUUAUUGACAUUUAUCCAGUUAGUCAGACUAUUCUAACAAUUGGCAUGUUCUCCUUUUCGUGCACUGUUGUUCCCAUUGCCUAUCUUUAGAAUAGUACCUGAAAACAUAGGACUGGGGGCAUAACACAGUGUUUCUCCUAAUUUUCUUAUGUAAAUGAAUACUCUGUGGCUAAGUACUGUGCACUAUUGCACAUCUCCAAUAUUUAUGAAAGUAAACAACCUAUCAUUUGUGUUUCUUUUUUUAUUAAUACCUGUUUGUACUGACAGGGCAAUGAUCUAAACUUGAUGUUAAUGGUGACAUCAUGUGCCAUUGGAGGCACUCUUCAGUAUGGCUACAACCUUGCCAUAAUGAACGCACCCACCAUAGUAAGGUUCUUUUGAAAGUAAACCGUGUGUGUGUGUGUGUCUGUGUGUGUAUUUGUGGACCCCAGGAAGAGUAGCUGCUGCUUCUGCUAAAGCUAAUGGGGAUCCAAAUAAACAAAUACAAUCUGUGUGUGUGUGCACAUGCUCACAUGACCAUAUUUGACCACACUUUACCUUUCCUCUCAGUUUAUUCAGGACUUUGUUAACGAGACAUUUCGGGAGCGCUGGGACGUUCAGCUGGAGGACUACCAGGUCACUCUGGUCUGGACUUGCAUUGUGUCCAUCUACUCCCUGGGGGGGCUGGCCGGAGCUCUUAUAGCUGGACCCAUGAGCAUAACCUUUGGAAGGUAAUCAUGUAUUAUAUCUGGACCCAUGAGCAUAACCUUUGGAAGGUAAUCAUGUAUUAUAUCUGAACCCAUGAGCAUAACCUUUGGAAGGUAUGAUGUAUUAUAUCUGGACCCAUGAGGAUAACCUUUGGAAAGUAAUAAUGUAUUAUAUCUGGACCCAUAAGCAUAACCUUUGGAAGGUAAUAAUGUAUUAUAUCUGGACCCGUAAGCAUAACCUUUGGAAGGUAAUGUCAUCAAUGUCAAGGCAAUGUCAAUGUCAGAUAUUGACACAAGGAUGUGUGGUAACCUUGGAAUGUGGCCCUCACUGAAAAGCUUACUAUGUGCUUUACAAGUCAAUAUUAUCAGGGCCAUAACAGUGAUAUAACGUCUCAAAGAGAAAUGUUUAGUGACUGAUGAGCAAAUUAUCAUCUGUUUAUGAGUCAGAUGUAAAAGGGGGUUGCAUCAAAGAGAGCAUAGACACAGUAUCUCUGAAGACAGCAAGGCUACUUUAUGCUUUCUCUUCACAGUGGAGUCAGUCAAUCAACAAUGUGGUGGUGUUUAUGUUUCUCAAGGCUGAAAGAGCACACGGAACCUUGCAGGCUGGCACCAGGGCAUAUACAGUAUAAUAUCUGGACAGAGAGUAGUAUUUGCAUAAACUUUAAUUAUAAUAUCAUCUCUACAGUAUAAGUUAAUUGAUACUCAAGAUUUACUUGACUCUACUCGUCUCCACUCUAUUCUACUCUACUCAUCUCCACUCUACUCUACUCUACUCGUGUCCACUGUAUUCUAUUCUACUCUACUCAUCUCCACUCUAUUCUACUCUACUCGUCUCCACUCUAUUCUACUCUACUCGUUUCCACUCUACUGUACUCUACUCUACUAAAUUCUACUCUACUGUACACUCCACUACUCUACUAAAUUCUACUCUACACUCCACUACUCUACUAAAUGUUACUGUACUCUACUCGUCUCCACUCUAUUCUAUUCUACUCUACUUGUCUCCACUCUACUCUAUUUUACUCGACUGUACUCUACACUACUCUACUAAAUUUUACUCUACUGUACUCUACUCUACUAAAUUCUACACUACUCUACUAAAUUAUAUUCUACUCUACUCUUCUCAUCUCCACUAUAUUCUAUUCUAUUCUACUCUACUAAGUUCUACUCUACACACCACUAGUCUACUAAAUGUUACUGUACUCUACUCGUCUCCACUCUACUCAUCUCCACUCUAUUCUAUUCUACUCUACUGUACUCUACUCUACUAAAUUCUACUCUACACUACCCUACUAAAUUCUACUCUGCUCUACUCGUCUCCACUCUAUUAUAUUCUACUCUACUAAAUUCUACUCUACUCUACACUACUCUACUAUAUUCUACUCUACUCUAACCCCCCUGUGUUGCUCCCACAGGAAGAAGACUAUGCUGUUGAACAAUAUCUUCUUGAUGCUGAGUUCACUCCUAGCGUUGACCAGCAGAGCUGCCAAGUCUUUUGAGAUGAUCAUCAUCUCAAGGGUCCUGGUUGGGAUCAAUGCUGGUGUGUACUAUAUAUUCAACCAGAGGGUUCUCAAAUGGGGGUUCUCAUGUCAUCAAACCAUGCUCAUUGUGCAACUGACUGCAUUACUUGUACGUUGUGUAUAGAGAAAGAAUGUGUAAUACUGGUUGUAUGUUUGUUGCUGUCUUAGUUCUUUAAAUGUCAAUGACAUGUAAAGUGUAGAUAUACAGUUACAGUAUUAUGUUUGAUGUAAGAAAAUGAAACCACAGACAGUAGAGAAAUUAUCCACUCCUUUCACAGGGAUCAGUAUGAAUGUGCAACCCAUGUAUUUUGGUGAGAGUGCUCCCAAGCACCUGCGAGGGGCUGCUUCCCUGUCGUCAGCCAUCUUCACAGCAUUCGGAGUGGUGUUAGGACAGGUUGUGGGCCUCAGGUAGGCAACAGACAACACACCAACGAAUCAAACAAAGACAAACAUCCAAGCAGAGCAUUCGGAGGCUACCAAAUCAGUCUGCAAUUUAGUGUUACUUAAACAUAAAUCUAGCACCUACAACGGAUUGUGUGAUUUGUUUGGGGAAAUAAUUGCGGUUGUAAAUUUUGUUUAAUUAAGUCAGUAUUUCAUUUGAUGGUGGUCAUGUGUUUCCAGGGAGAUAUUGGGCAGUGAACCCUGUUGGCAAUACCUACUGGCCAGUAAUGCCAUUCCAGGCCUCAUCCAGCUCCUCACUCUCCCCUGGUUCCCAGAAAGCCCUCGAUACCUCCUCAUAGACCGGGGGGACAAGGAGGCCUGUAUCAAUGGUAGGUAGGAGGAGAGCCAAAUCAUGGUCCUGUAUCUGUGCCUGUGUUAGUGUGUGGCUAUGUGCAGUACUUUCUUUUCAGAGCCACGUGGCUCUGUUCCUCUUGUAUGUGAGUUAGAGAGAGGUAUACAGUAAAAGGAUGAGCAGGUUCUGUUGAUGUUGUUCAUUGUGCUGCCUCUGCGUCAGCAGGGAUGGGCAGUCUUUAAAUCUUAUAUAUGCAUUUGUGUACUUUGCCAUCAUUUGUAAUUACGAAAUCCAUUUUGCAACAUCCCUGUGUGUGUGUGUGUGUGUGUGUGUGUUAGCUCUGCGGCGUCUGCGUGGCUGUGAGGUCCAGCGAUCAGAGUUGGAUGAGAUCCUCCAGGAGCAGGCUGAGGCUAAAGGCCUGAGGCCCAGCAGACCCUGGGAGCUGUUCGCUGACCGUAAUGUCCGCUGGCAGGUGAUCUCUAUCAUCACCCUCAGCAGCGCUAUGCAACUCUGUGGCAACGACUCCGUGAGUUACUACAAAAACAUUAGAACUCGGAACUUGGAAAUAAGAACUUGGAACAUCAAAAGUAGAAUUUUUAAUUACUUUAUUUUUCAACAGGUAACUUAAUUUGAAUACAUUAAGUAGGCCACCUGCGUCACAUUAAAAUCACAAAUAAUAUCUCUGGUGAAUGAUGCUCCCUUUAUUAUUACUUUACCCGCUUUCUUACAAAUUAUGUAAGAAGCAGACUCCUGCCAGCAGACUUCUCUUGUAAUUGUAAGCAUGGUUUCUUCCCACAGUCAUUGGGUUUCUCAGAUGUUCAGUUUAGGUUUGAGUAAGCAGGGUUUUGGUUCUCUCUGGUCCUGGGGUUUCUGACUGAGAGCACUCUCUCUCUAGGAUCAAAGUUACCUACCUCUAAAGAACACCAUUGUUCUGACAGUAGAACAUACCCAGCUCAGAUUACAUUUUGGCCACAGUGUUCCUGACCCCUCCUUCUCACAGCAGACUUGAUCAGAAAUGUGAGAUCAGCUAUCAAUAUUUCAUACUGUGCAUAGACGGGUUUACAUUUCCUUGUUAAAAAUGCAUGCUUGUGAUGAUGACAUGUGGUUGUACUUUACAGUUGUAAUGCUGCGGGAGUUAGGGAGGAGUACAUAACUUAAGGUUACUUUCGUAACGCCAGUUCUCUGAUAAUAGAGUGGGGUGUCUCACAUUGGGAUUUGCUGGAUAAGCAGAUCUCUACGGAAGGUCCAAUCAGGUUGUGUGGCGAAUGAGGAGAGAACCUACUCAUUAUAAGUCGCCACUGCCCCGCCUUCUGGUCAUUCUAAAGCAUGUCUCUCUUCCUUGCGCUCUUGCGAGCAGGGAAAUGCGGUGAGACAUCUCACUCUAUUAUCAGAGAACCGGGGUUACGAAAGUAACCUUAAGUUCUCUUUUAAAUAAUCGUUUGGUGUCUCACAUUGGGAUCUUGCCAACUCCCAUAAUGCAGACUUGCUCUCCUGAGCCAGGACAGUCCCAACAGUAUCACCCCUCAGAGGCCCCGACACUGAGGAUCGUAUGCGCCAACGAAGGUGCAGUGACAUCCAGCCGGUAAAACCUCAUAAACGUAUGAGGGGUGGCCCAACAUGCCACAUCACAAAUAUCUUGUACAGAGGUGCCCUUGAACAGUGCCCAAGAGGUAGCCAUGCCUCUGGUGGAAUGAGCCCUCAGGCCCUCAGGGAGCUGUAAACCCUUGCUAUUAUAAGCCAAUAUAAUAGCCUCCACCAUCCAAUGGGAUAGCCGUCAAUGAGAGAGGGCCUAGCCGUGCAGGGAGGUGCCCAUGAAACAAAGAGCUGGACGCUGUUUUGUAAGGCUCUCAUCCUAUCCAAGUAGAUGGGAAAGGCACGUACUGGACACAAACAAUGGAGACGCUCUUCCUCCAUAGAGGUGAAGGGCGACGGGUGGAAAGCCAAAAGCUCUAAGAUGAGGCAAUUAUAGGUAUUGCUGACCUUAGGUACAUAGAUGGAGUUAGGCUACAAAGUAACCUUGGAUUACCCUGGGGCAAACUGUAGGAACAAAUGGUGGACUGAGAGUGCAUGCCGCUGACUCGCUCGCUUUGCGUACGUAAGGGCAAUAAGUAAAUGUCACGAUCGUUUACGGACGAGAAGGACCAAGGCGCAGCAUGAUAUGCAUUCAUAUUUAUUUACGGCUAAACACACGACAAAACAACAAACGAAACGUGACGUCCAAGGUAGCAUACAAACAACAUACCUUACACGGAACAAGAUCCCACAACCCACUAGUGCCAACAGGCUACCUAAGUAUGUCCCCAAUCAGAGACAACGAGCUACAGCUGCCUCUGAUUGGGAACCACCCUGGCCAACAUAGAUCUAAACGAUCUAGAAACUAAACAUAGAAAACACAACAUAGAAACUACACACCCUGGCUCAACAUUUAAGAGUCCCCAGAGCCAGGGCGUGACAGUACCCCCCCCCCCCCCCCCCCCCCCCCCCCCAAAGGUGCGGACUCCGACCGCACAACCUAAACAUAACAGGGUAGGGUGGGCGGAUCCGGCUCCGGGCGUGACCACCACCUAUUAUCCGCCUCCCUGUUGCACCCCUGGUCUGGUCUGGAACCGCUGACUGGAGCUGGACCCGACGACGGUGGAUCGAACUGCUCUGGCUCCGGAGUGGAGCCGCUGACCGGAGCUGGAUCAGGCACCGGUGGAGCGGACUGCUCUGGCUCCGGAGUGGAGCCGCUGACCGGAGCUGGACUGGACCCCAGUGGAGCGGAUUACUCUGGCUCCGGAGUGGAGCAGCUGACCGGUGCCGGACCAGGCACCGGUGGAACAGGCACGGGCCGUGCCGGACUGGACACAUGCACCACUGGCUUGGUGCGGGGAGUAGGAACGGGCCGAACCUGGCUGAUGACGCGCACCCCUGGCUUGGUGCGGGGAGCAGGAACGGGCCGGACUGGGCUGAUGACGCGCACCACUGUCUUGGUGCGGGGAGCAGGAACGGGCCGUACCAGACUGGCGACGCGCACCACUGGCCUGGUGCGGGGAGCAGGAACAGGCCGGGCCGGGCUGGCGACGUGCACCACUGGCUUGGUGCGAGGGACAGGCACAGGUCGGACCGGGCUGGCGACACGCACCACUGGCUUGGUGCGAGGGGCAGGAACAGGCCGGGCCGGGCUGGCGACGCGCACCACUGACUUGGUGCAAGGGACAGGAACAGGUCGGACCGGGCUGGCGACGCGCACCACUGGCUUGGUGCGAGGGGCAGGAACAGGCCGGGUCGGGCUGGCGACGCGCACCACUGGCUUGGUGCGAGGGACAGGAACAGGCCGGACCGGGCUGGUGACGCGCACCACUGGCUUGAUGCGAGGAGCAGGAACGGGCCGAACCGUACUGGGAACACACACCACUGGCCUAGUGCGGGAAGCAGGAACGGGCCGGACCGGACUGACGACACGCACCACUUGAUUGGUGUGAGGAGCGGGACUGGGUUCCUUCAUUAACCCCCGCUCCUUCUGCUGCCUAACCAGCUCCUCUCGCCGUACCUCUACACUUUCCUUCUGCUCCCUCUGAACCAAUGACCCCCCUAAUCUGGUGGCCUCCUCUGCUAAACAGCGGACCCGCUCUAUCGCGGCCUCCUGCUGCCUCGUCGUCCACGGCGUGAGCCCCCCCCCCCUAAAAUGUUUUGGGGAUUGUCUCUUCCCCGUGAUCAUGGCCUCCAUCCCUCUUGCCAGACUCUCGCUCAUCUCCUCUCAAGUCCAUCCUCUCUCCUCGUCACGCUGCUUGAUCCAGGAUUGGUGGGAUCUUCUGUCACGAUCGUUUACGGACGAGAAGGACCAAGGCACAGCGUGAUAUGCAUUCAUAUUUAUUUACGGCUAAACACACGACAAAACAACAAACGAAACGUGAAGUCCAAGGUAGCAUACAAACAACAUACCUUACACGGAACAAGAUCCCACAACCCACUAGUGCCAACAGGCUACCUAAGUAUGGUCCCCAAUCAGAGACAACGAGCUACAGCUGCCUCUGAUUGGGAACCACCCUGGCCAACAUAGAUCUAAACGAUCUAGAAACUAAACAUAGAAAACACAACAUAGAAACGACACACCCUGGCUCAACAUUUAAGAGUCCCCAGAGCCAGGGCCUGACAGUAAAGCGGUUUUGAAGUACAGAUACUUCAUCUCCACGCUUUCCAGCAGCUCCAACGGUUGCUGGGAAAUAGCCUCAAGCACUAUAGACAGAUCCCAAGACGGGACUAAAGGCUUGAAAACUGGACAUAAGCGACACGCCCCCUUCAUAAAACAUAACAGGGGAUGUCUCCCUAUUGUGUUGUUGUUGAAUCCUAUAUGUCAGGCAGAGAUGGCAGCUAGAUAGACCUUAACCAUGGAGAAAGCCUUUUCUCUGUCCAGAAAGUCCUGCAAAAAAAGCACAGGAUCUCGGAUACAGAGCAUUGGUAAGGAAUAAUCUGGCAUAGAGCGGCACCCUUGGUCAAGGGUGUGCCAGGGCGUCCACCCCUGGUGGUGCGUCUCCUGCCAGCGCAAAGAACAGAGGGCAGUGUGCAUCUUUGUGCGAUGUGAAGAGAUCUACGGUGGCUCGACCGUAUCUCUCCCAGAUCUGGUUUACCAAUGAGAGGAGGUGUGCGCUGCGCCACAGAAUAAUAUUGAAAGCUAAUCUGUGUAGAUGCAGAGAGUGAGUGCCAUACUGGCGUUUGAUGUAUGCUACCACAGUCGUAUUGCCUGUCCUGACUAGGAUGUGAAGGCAGAAAGUGUUUCAGAGAUAGGAACACUGUCAUCAGUUCGAGGUAGUUUAUGUGUAGCGUGGCGGAGCUGUGGGGACCACAACCUGUUUACCACUCUUCCCUUGUGAACUGCGCCCCACCCUGUGAGUGAUGCGUCUGUCGUCACCACCUUCCUCGCUGACACUAUCCCGAUGUGAUGUGGCUGUCCAAUAGUGUAGCCCGGAAAGAGAGAGAAUCCAGUCCGACACCCAAAUAUUAUAUUAUCUGUGUGGGCAUUAAACAGCUCUUCUUCUGGUUGAUCUUGAACCCCAACUCGGUGAGGUGGGUUACAAGGGAAGCUGUGUCUCGCACUGCUUGAUCCUGUUCAGUGGAGCAAAGCAGGUAAUUGUCUAUAGAAACUGAGACUCUGAGUCCCAUGCUUCUAAGGGGAUCCGGACGCUUGCUGAACAUCUGGGGAGCUAAUGAUAGCUCUGCUCUUGUGGCGAGUUGCCCAUAAGUUAGAUGGCUCUCGCUCACCAGUGGUGCCAGCGUAAUGGGGAGUUGCCCUUUUAUUGUAUUUUUGACCUUGCCAAAAUGCUUGGAUACAGCAGAGACUUUUAUUACAAAGGGCAGUGUUGAGACAAUGGGUGGGGACAGUGCUUGGUGGUGACUGAAAAUGUGUCUUCCUACCUCGGCUACUUGAAAAAGUGCAGAGGGGAGAGCUGUGGCACAGGGGGCACUUGGGGGUUGAGUGAACUCCCUCCGUCUUCCCUGUGAGCAGACGCAUAGGAAUGAGCUGCUGCACAGGGGAUAGGGCUCUUGGAGCGCAGAUGUGCCUUUCCCCCAUUUUGUGGGGGGGGGGUGCGCUCAGCCCGAGAGGGGACAGGCCAGGACACAGUGUCAACUGUUGGCUGCCCCUCUCCACCGCUGAGGACAGAACCCUAGGUCGGUCGCCCCUUCUUCCCUCCAAGGGAAUCAGCAGGGCGGGACUUCGUUGCAGCUGCAAGGCUGUGAGGAAGAGGAGCCUCGAGGAGGGGAUGCUCUAUACAGUCUCCGUUUGAGGCCGGUCCUCAGCAACUCUGUACAAUGCACACAGGACUCAGGGUUAGUGAGCAUGAAUGUAGGUUUUACUGGACGAGAGGAGGAAGCUAGCAAUUCUACCAUCUGGGCAGGUUUGAAGAGCUAGUGGAAGUUAGCUGGCUUUUCAGUGAGCUAACCAAGUAGCUUAGCUUUGCAGCGUGAGCUCACCAAGUCCCAGUAGCUAGCCGUGUGACGCUAGCUACCACCUCACGCUUUGCAGCGUGAGCUCACCAAGUCCCAGUAGCUAGCCGUGUGACGCUAGCUACCACCUCACGCUGGCUUUUCAGUGAGCUAACGACAGACGUCGUGAGAUUGGACCUUCCGUAGUGAUCCGCUUAUCCAGCGAAUCCCAAUGUGAGACACCAAAUGAUUAUUUGAAAGAGAACGGGUUGUUUGUAUUUCAGAUAGGGUUUAAUGAAGAGGUGUAGUCAGUCCAAGGCCAUGCCAAGUUAAUGGUGCUGCUGCAGUCUCUUAGUUGCCUUCAUGCUACAUCUCACAGUCCCUAACUGAUGACUGUGUAAUUACAGUACCUUCUUUCUUCAGGGGAUUAUUUAGACCAGGGGGCUGGCAGCUGGAAGCCUUAGGGAGAGAGCUGACUGGGUAUUAGAGCAGUAAUAUGCUAAAUUCUUUGUGCCUGAAUCAGCUUAUCAUCAACACAAUUUCAAUUUGGUAAUUUGAUGUAAUGAUUUAAAAUGGUCAGUCAGUCUGUCAGUACUCUGUAAGUACAUGAUAAGGACAGGACUCAUUUUAUGAAAAACUAUAGAAAAAGUAUAGUUUUAUUCAAAAAUCAUCAUAACUGAAACAGCAGCCACUGUACUCUGUCAGUACUCUUACUGUAUGUACAGUGUAUGUGACGUUCUCUUUCACUCCAACAGAUCUACUUCUAUGCAUACUAUGUGUUUAAAGAGUCCGGGAUCUCUCCGGAUAUGAUCCAGUAUAUCACCAUAUGCACUGGUACAUGUGAAUUCACAGCCUGUAUAAUAUGUGUGAGUAUUCCUGAGUAAUAAUACACAUGGCUGUUAUGUAACUAUUGGUAACUAACUAACCACCCCAGAGGCAAGGAGGGAUUGUUUAACCCGUCUCUCUCUCUCUCUCUCUCUCUCUCUCUCUCUCUCUCUCUCUCUCUCUCUCUCUCGUUAAAUCUUUAAUCCAGACCUUUGAAAAAGUUGCUCUGUAAGAAAAGUUCCAUUUCAAAAUGUUCCUGCAUUCUGAGAGCUGUUAAAGCGCUUUUCUAGACAUUCUGUUUGGAUUAGAAUGUUUUUUUAGAAUGUAUUUUCACACAAGGCUAGAAAAUGCUCACCUCAGGGUAACCAGAGACGUGAUAAAGUAGAAACACCUCUCUAUGGCGUCUAUGGCUAACCUCAGGGCUGAAAAUGAUAUGAUUUUAAUAUACAUUGUAAUAUUUGCAUCCUCCUCAGAACCUGCUGAUUGAGCGACAGGGCAGGAAGAUUCUUUUGAUGGGAGGCUACAUUUUCAUGACAGGCUGGGCCAUUGUCUUCACUAUAGCGCUAUGUUUUGAGGUAUUAAAUAAUGUAUGCACUCACUAACUGUAAGUCGCUCUGGAUAAGAGCGUCUGCUAAAUGACGUAAAUGUAAAUGUAAAUGUUAUAUCUUCUUAUGUCAUCCUCGUCCCCUGUCAGUGUAAGAAAAUAAAGGUGCGAGUGGAAGUCAAAAGGUGAUCUGAAACUAGAUGAUGGUGAUACGUGGCUGAAAUGCCAUGUCCUAGUCAUGUCCCAGUCUCUAAUUGCAUUGGCUUUACUGACCUUUGGGACUGUAUUACUUCUGAAGUGCCUACAUACUCAUCCUAAUGGAAGGAUAGCAGUCUGACUUGGUGCAUCUGCAUUGUGGUCAUGCUUGGGUUGUUGUGUACCAGGCAGAAAAGUAAACACACCCCUUUGAACCCACUGUUGUUGAUUCCUCUUCAUGUUGUGACAACACAUCACUCUAUCCACUAGGAGUAGGUGCAGCGGGUGGUUGGAUAGGUAUAGUCAGGUACAGUUGUAGGAUAACUCUUUUGUUGCUGAGAAUUUUCCUGCACAGCAGAAAAUUCAAACUUGUAGUCUAUUCAAGGUUUAAAAAGGCUUUUAAAGUUUGUAAUUUCUACUUUGAAAUGUCAGACUUGAUUUGCCUUAAUGAAAGAUUACAAAAUUACAAAAAAUGUCCAUGAACUAUAAUCCACAUCAUAAUUCACAUUUCCUCUUAUUUUCCUGCUGUAGCAAACUGGAUCAAUUAAGAUCCUACAUGUGUACAGCAACAGGACACUCUUAAAAAGGCCAGUCUCAAUCAGUGGUAUUAUGUGGUGCUCAUUUGAAUCAACAUCGAUUUAGCUAAAUGCUUUUUUGACCAGUGAUUACCUCAGCCUUUGGUCUGCAAGAAAGUCAGAUGUUUUACAUUUGACUGAUAUUGAUUCAGCAAGAUAGUAAUUUUCCUGACAACUCAGUUCUUUCUUUUUUAUAAAAAUGUUUAACUUGCUAAAUCAUCUAUUUUUUACUUGAUAACUAAGUUAUUUGUUUUCCUGUAACAGCACAAGGUGGAGUGGAUGCCCUACUUGAGUAUGGCCUGUAUCUUCACCUAUAUACUCAGCUUUGGCAUGGGCCCAGGUGAGCCAGUCUCUUCAUCUCAAUAGCUUUAAUAUUAAUAUUUAGCAUUAAUAUUAUUAGACCAGUCAGUUAGAAAUACUAGCUACUAUUGAAGGGAAUUACAUUGCAUUUAAGUAUUUUAUCCUACACAGUACAGAGUAUCCAACAGAGUUGCAGUUUACAAUUUGUUGAUAGUUUGAGCAUCUGUAGAUCAUCUAUAGGGGACUAUCCAAAUAAAGUGUGACCUGGAUUUCAUUUCAUUUCAACUAUGGCUGUAAGGAUGACAAACGUAUUUUUCCUUGGGGAUUAAUAAAAUACACUCAACUCAUCUCAUUAUUGAAUGCUCAUGGGAAAUGAUCUACAGUAGGGUGACAGUAUUGGUAAAGUCUUUGUGUAUCUUUGCCUACAGCUGGAGUGACAGGGGUCCUCCCUACAGAGAUCUUUAGCCAGACUGCCCGUCCAGCAGCCUACAUGAUAGCUGGCUCAAUGAUGUGGAUCAACCUUUUCAUUAUGGGGAUGAUCUUUCCAUUCCUGGUGGUGAGUGAAAAACACACACGCACAAACACACACACACACAGGGUCAUUCCACAAAACGAGUGCCUUUCGCGUCACCUAGAUAUAAGUAGAAAUUGUGCACAAGUACAGUGGGGAAACAAAGUAUUUAGUCAGCCACCAAUUGUGCAAGUUCUCCCACUUAAAAAGAUGAGAGAGGCCUGUAAUUUUCAUCAUAGGUACACGUCAACUAUGACAGACAAAUUGAGAAUUUUUUUUCCAGAAAAUCACAUUGUAGGAUUUUUUAUGAAUUUAUUUGCAAAUUAUGUUGGAAAAUAAGUAUAUGGUCACCUACAAACAAGCAAGAUUUCUGGCUCUCACAGACCUGUAACUUCUUCUUUAAGAGGCUCCUCUGUCCUCCACUCGUUACCUGUAUUAAUGGCACCUGUUUGAACUUGUUAUCAGUAUAAAAGACACCUGUCCACAACCUCAAACAGUCACACUCCAAACUCCACUAUGGCCAAGACCAAAGAGCUGUCAAAGGACACCCGAAACAAAAUUGUAGACCUGCACCAGGCUGGGAAGACUGAAUCUGCAAUAGGUAAGCAGCUUGGUUUGAAGAAAUCAACUGUGGGAGCAAUUAUUAGGAAAUGGAAGACAUACAAGACCACUGAUAAUCUCCCUCGAUCUGGGGCUCCACGCAAGAUCUCACCCCGUGGGGUCAAAAUGAUCACAAGAACGGUGAGCAAAAAUCCCAGAACCACACGGGGGGACCUAGUGAAUGACCUGCAGAGAGCUGGGACCAAAGUAACAAAGCCUACCAUCAGUAACACACUACGCCGCCAGGGACUCAAAUCCUGCAGUGCCAGACGUGUCCCCCUGCUUAAGCCAGUACAUGUCCAGGCCCGUCUGAAGUUUGCUAGAGUGCAUUUGGAUGAUCCAGAAGAGGAUUGGGAGAAUGUCAUAUGGUCAGAUGAAACCAAAAUAGAACUUUUUGGUAAAAACUCAACUCGUCGUGUUUGGAGGACAAAGAAUGCUGAGUUGCAUCCAAAGAACACCAUACCUACUGUGAAUCAUGGGGGUGGAAACAUCAUGCUUUGGGGCUGUUUUUCUGCAAAGGGACCAGGACGACUGAUCCGUGUAAAGGAAAGAAUGAAUGGGGCCAUGUAUCGUGAGAUUUGAGUGAAAACCUCCUUCCAUCAGCAAGGGCAUUGAAGAUGAAACGUGGCUGGGUCUUUCAGCAUGACAAUGAUCCCAAACACACCGCCCGGGCAACGAAGGAGUGGCUUCGUAAGAAGCAUUUCAAGGUCCUGGAGUGGCCUAGCCAGUCUCCAGAUCUCAACCCCAUAGAAAAUCUUUGGAUGGAGUUGAAAGUCCGUGUUGCCCAGCGACAACCCCAAAACAUCACUGCUCUAGAGGAGAUCUGCAUGGAGGAAUGGGCCAAAAUACCAGCAACAGUGUGUGAAAACCUUGUGAAGACUUACAGAAAACGUUUGACCUGUGUCAUUGCCAACAAAGGGUAUAUAACAAAGUAUUGAGAAACUUUUGUUAUUGACCAAAUACUUAUUUUCCACCAUAAUUUGCUAAUAAAUUCAUAAAAAAUCCUACAAUGUGAUUUUCUGGAAAAAAAAUUCUCAUUUUGUCUGUCAUCAUUGACGUGUACCUAUGAUGAAAAUUACAGGCCUCUCUCAUCUUUUUAAGUGGGAGAACUUGCACAAUUGGUGGCUGACUAAAUACUUUUUUUCCCCACUGUAUUGCAUUUUAAAAGCCUGUUAUAUAAAAUGAAGUGCCGUUUCAUAUAGACCACAUCUGAUUUUGAAUAUGAGUAAAGACUUGCUAAAGUGCCAAAAUUCAGAAUUGACUUCUAGGAAGAUUUUAACCCACUUAACCCCAAUAGUUUUCAUCAUCUUUGUAAAGCCUGAGUUAAUAUUAUUGCUUUGAGUCAUUUCUGAAGAUUAUAAUUUAUUUAAUGUAAUUAAUGAUUCAUUUUAAGGUCAACCCUGUUACGUGAACUGUACUCUCAUUUUAAUAUGGUGAAACAAUUCCAUUUAAUAUUAUUUUUUUUCAAAAGAAACAUUGAACAUCUAAUAGUAAAAUCACAGUGUAAAAGCAGGUGAGCUGGUUCUAGUCUUUUUGGCAAUUAUCUGGUGUUUUGUGGUGGAAAACUGACCGGAUCGAGCAUAACACGUCAACCUUGUUACCAACAGAUACAAUAGACAAGCUAGAAAUGUUUAGAAAAUAAUAAUUGGGGGAGGGUGAAGCUUGCAUUCAAUUGCCCCUCUCUGUUGCACACAACAAGCUUCCAUUCCCCCUGUCACAAGGGGAUUUAUGUAUGAUUUAAGAUGAAGUUGUUAACCCUGUUACUUUAUUUGGCACUUAAUAAGCACUUACCUUAGGCCUUUUUUUAUUGAAUCGCUUGAGAUGGGAAAACAUGUUUUUUAUUAAGUUGAACGUGCUCUUUAUGACAGAAUGUUAAAAUUAGGUGAAAUAAAAUGUUUUUUUUCAUCAUGUUACACUACUCAAAAGGCAACUAGUUGGUGGAACGACCCCCCCCCCCCCACCCCACAAACACACACACACUGACACCUUUGUAUUGUUCUCUCUUCUCUCUCUCUCUCUCUCUCUCUCUCUCUCUCUCUAUCUCUCUCUCUCUCUAUCUCUCUCUCUCUCUCUCUCUCUCUCUCUCUCUCUCUCUCUCUCUCUCUCUGCAGAGUGAGCUGGGUGAGUUCUGCUUCGUCCCAUUCGCUGCUGUCUGUUUCCUGUCCGCUCUGUAUGUGGGCCUGGUUCUGCCUGAGACCAAAGGGAAGACCCUCUCAGCCAUCGCCAGCGAGUUCCACAAGCUCAACUACAGGGGCCAGGACAAGCAGGGUCUACCUGCCCCUCAGGCCCAGUAUCAGCUGGGAGAGGUCUGCCACUCCACUGCCCUGUAGGCCUACUGCUCUCCUACCUAUGACCUACGACCUCUACCAUUGACCACAGUACUAUUUAAGGUUAAUUCAUUAACCUUAAUUAACCAGGGGGUCCAAUUGAGGUCAGAAUACCUUUUUCC